Messenger RNA from Moesziomyces antarcticus, 969 nucleotides. RefSeq names its product pea pathogenicity protein 2. The record is from RefSeq and is a predicted model, not a curated record. The transcript is spliced from 2 exons. The coding region runs from base 1 to 969 and encodes 322 amino acids. NCBI's taxonomy places the organism in Eukaryota, Fungi, Basidiomycota, Ustilaginomycetes, Ustilaginales, Ustilaginaceae.
AUGCGAAACGUGCUUCCCGAAUUCGGCAAGCCGGACAGAUCUGAAUUGAACGCCGCUUCCAUCGGAAACGAUUUACGCGCCAAGACAUACGCGCCGCGCCCAGGGUCCACAAAGGCGGUCCCGAUCCCGGCUUCCGUUCCGGGCACAUCCACCGGUGUCAUCGUGCAACUGUCCAACGCGACACACACUUCAGUUUCAUCGACCUGCCACCUUCCUCCGUCUACCACCACGAUGACCACGCCUACGGAGCAAGUCCCGCUGUCGGGUCUGCCGGCCAACACGCGCCCGGACAAGGCCAUCCGCAACAAUGGUCCUCUGGACCUCGCACUGGAACGCUGGCGCAUCGUCGAGCUAGCGCAGGGGUGGCCGCUGUACCGCGACGCGCGAGAGUGGGAGAACUUCCGGUCCAUCUUCCAUCCCGAUGGAGCCUACGUCUACACCACAUGGACCGGCAAGACGCACAUCAACGACUUUAUCGAGGCUAGCAAAGCGAGCAUGGAAGCAGGCGCCUUCAUCAUGCACCGCAUCCACGGCACUUCCGUCGACUUGCUCGGAGACCGCGCCAUCUGCAAGAUGAAGGCCACCAUCACCCAGCGCUUCGUGCUCGAGGGAGACAUCGAAGUGGAUGCCGAGUCCGAUUGUCGCUUCUGCUUCUUCUUCCAGCGCUACACCGCCGCCGACGGCACGCCGAGCUGGGGCGCCAAGCUCGUCCGCCACUGGUACGAAAAGGACAAGCUCAUCCCCGUCGACCCCCGAAAGGUGCCCGAGCUGGACGAUCAUCUGCUCGCCACCUUCCCCACCGGCUACCGCUACCUCGGCUACUGCCAAGAGAUCUCGAUGAAGGGCAAGUCCGAUUCCCCGCUCAAGGUCAAGCGAGACAUGCCCGGACAUCGCGGGGCCGAGCACGACGCCCUCCUCCGCGCCGCAAAGACAUGGCUCGAUGGCGGUCUGCCGGAUGACCUCAAGUGA